ACGUAUCUCACUUCGGGUUAAGGUCUUCUUUAACUCUUAAGGUCUCUUUGACCAUGGCGGAAACGGGAGAUCGUUCGUUGGUAGAUGUUUGUAAAGAAGAAGAAGUCACAACUGUCUGAAUUGAAACCAACCAGCGAGUUCCGGCCAAAGAGGACGAGGAGGAGCUUCGUCUGUUGACACACGCGCCGCCGAGGGCAUGGGUCGACUCUCAUGGGCCAGUCCGAUUCAGAGAUUCCGUUUCUUCUCUUCCUUUCCUCAGCACAGGGGAGCAACAAGUGUUUUGGCUUGCUCUGGCUAUAUAAAUCGUUAUUUUUCGUCUCUAGUUGAAGCUUCAGAUUGUGAACUUGAUGAAGUUCCAGAUGAUAGCAAAGUAGCGGAGAAGGACACUGCUCUACAUCUAGCAUUAUCACAGCUUUCGGGUGAUUUUGAUAAAGACUCUAAGUUGUCAUUGCAGCGGUUUCUCAGAAAAAGGAGAGUUUCUGUGAUUCCUACUGGUUCCCUUAACCUUGAUCUUGCUCUUGGAAUCGGAGGAUUACCAAAGGGAAGAAUGGUUGAGAUUUAUGGAAAAGAAGCUUCUGGAAAGACAACUCUAGCUCUUCAUAUCAUCAAGGAAGCUCAAAAGCUUGGAGGUUAUUGCGCUUAUCUUGAUGCCGAGAAUGCCAUGGAUCCCUCUCUAGCAGAAUCAAUAGGUGUGGACACGGAAGAGCUUCUGAUAUCACGACCUGAUUCUGCUGAAAAGAUGCUAAGUAUUGUCGAUAUGCUAACCAAAAGCGGGUCAGUAGACGUAAUUGUGGUUGACAGUGUUGCUGCUCUUGCCCCUCAAUGUGAACUUGAUGUUCCUGUAGGAGAAAGAUACAAAGCCACACAAUCAACAAUAAUGACACAGGCGCUCGGAAAAAUCCAUUACUCAGUUGGCUAUUCUCAGACACUGAUCGUUUUUCUUAAUCAGGUCAGAUCGCAUGUCAAAUCUAGCAUGUGUUUCCCCCAAGCCGAAGAAGUGACUUGUGGAGGAAACGCAUUGCCAUUUCACGCAGCUAUACGCCUCAAAAUGAUAAGAACUGGGCUAAUAAAGACUGGCAAUAAGAUUAGUGGUCUCAAUGUCUGCGUUCAAGUGGUGAAGAAUAAACUGGCGCCAGGAAAGAAGAAAUCCGAAUUGGGAAUUCACUUUGGUCAUGGCUUCUAUGUGGAGCGAGAAGUAUUAGAAUUGGCUUGUGAGCAUGGAGUUAUCAUAAGAGAAGGAACUAGCUAUUUCAUUGAAGGCGAGGUCAUCGAUGGGAAAGCCGCAGCUGAGAAGUAUCUCGUUGAAAAGAAAGAGGUUCUUGAUACUGUUGUAGGAUCUCUGAGGAACCAGCUUUUCAAGAUGUGAGAGAGAUGACUAUUUCUGUAGAGCCAAACAAAUGUGUAUGUUUUGAUAGAGCCAGAAACUAGUGGAACGUUGCAUCAACCUCGGCUUCCCUCUUAACAAACGUGUAGGUAUGCUAACUAAAAGGAGGAUCAGAGAAGACUUGGCAAAGCUAGUUGUUUUUACAUGAUUCAUAGGUAUUGUUCUUGUAAGAGAUUCUCCGUCAUGUCCUGCACAGUUCUGCAAAAGAUUCUGAUUUCCUUAUGGUUAUAUAUGAAGCAGUAUUUAUUUGUGUCUUAAA
Capsella rubella is the source of this 1643-nucleotide messenger RNA. RefSeq names its product DNA repair protein recA homolog 2, mitochondrial. The coding region runs from base 197 to 1366 and encodes 389 amino acids. The record is from RefSeq and is a predicted model, not a curated record. Gene Ontology annotation, molecular function: ATP-dependent DNA damage sensor activity; ATP binding; single-stranded DNA binding. Lineage: Eukaryota; Viridiplantae; Streptophyta; Magnoliopsida; Brassicales; Brassicaceae. Gene Ontology annotation, biological process: DNA repair. The transcript has 8 exons.